Nematocida parisii ERTm1 is the source of this 684-nucleotide messenger RNA. RefSeq lists its product as uncharacterized. Gene Ontology annotation, molecular function: polyubiquitin modification-dependent protein binding. The transcript has a single exon. The record is from RefSeq and is a predicted model, not a curated record. The coding region runs from base 1 to 684 and encodes 227 amino acids. Gene Ontology annotation, cellular component: VCP-NPL4-UFD1 AAA ATPase complex. NCBI's taxonomy places the organism in Eukaryota, Fungi, Microsporidia.
AUGUUUUCAAGACUCUUCUCAAGAAGAAAUGAAUUGCAGUGGACACUCAACCCUAAAAGGUACACAGAAAAUAAAGCAGAGCAUCAUUCUGGUAAGAUAUUCUUACCACAGAUAUGUUUGGUUACUUUAAUAUCUAAACAAGUAGAUACACCGUACAUAUUUAAAAUAUCAGCGAAUGACAACAUAUCCUACACGCACGUGGGUGUACAGGAAUUUAUAGACGAACCGGAUGAAGCUAUCCUGCCUAAUUGGUUAUACGAUCAAUUAGCACUGGAUGGAUCACCUGUUGAAAUAACGUACGUAUCACUGCCCAAAGGAGAGUUUAUUAGACUACUACCGCAGAGCAAAGACUUUCUGGAAAUAGAAAACCCAAAGGCAUCACUUGAGGAUUCACUAAGAAAUUACCAAGUGUUAAGUGAAGGGGAUACGAUAUCUUUAUACAUAGAAAGUGAAUUUAAGCCUAUUUUAUUCACUGUUGCAGAAAUAAAACCAAAAGGGCCUGGUAUAAAUAUAAUAGAUACUGAUUUAGAGGUAGAUUUCCUUCCACCGACUGAUUAUAUUGAAGAUAAAUUAGAUGAUUCUUCUUCUCUCAUGAACAUAACCGAUAACGAGACAAUUUCAAUUAAUGAUCCAUUUUUUACUAAUACAGCAAAAGCACUUGGAGUUGUUUUCAGAGAAGAAUAA